AUGGAUAAGUUAGAAUCGUAUGUUCUGGGCACCGAAAUCACUUACAUCAUCACUCUGGUCAUCACCACCAUUCUCUCGUUGAUUGCCUUUGCCCUCGCCUACGUCAACUCUUGUAUCGCCAGAUUCACGGUAGUACGCCCGAUGCAUCGAGUGAAUCAGAAGAUGGAACUUUGCGAUAAACUCAUUGCUUCGAGAAAAUUGUCCGACGAUAUACUUCAACGCAUGGCUGUGGUGGCGAAUUUCGACUUUGCUGCCAUUGAAAAAGAGAGAAAAAGCACCAGAAGCGGCGAGUCUCGUAAAAGGCCAACA
Mesorhabditis belari is the source of this 309-nucleotide messenger RNA. The record is from the annotation of a GenBank genome assembly. Lineage: Eukaryota; Metazoa; Nematoda; Chromadorea; Rhabditida; Rhabditidae.